This is a messenger RNA of Closterium sp. Naga37s-1, 2292 nucleotides long. The record is from the annotation of a GenBank genome assembly. NCBI's taxonomy places the organism in Eukaryota, Viridiplantae, Streptophyta, Zygnematophyceae, Desmidiales, Closteriaceae.
AUGGCUAUGUCACACUCUUCAUGCUUCGCCACGUGCUCCCCGCUGCCCCUCCCCCCUUCUGCUGCCUCUCUUGACCCGUACCCACCCACUCAGGUGGUCUCCAUUCACGAUGGCUAUGUGACGCUCUUUGUGCCUCGCCUUGAUGUGCAAGGCCAGGUGCUCUUUCAGGACAAGGAUGGCAUGGCAGUGCUGCCUCACAAGCACACGGACUGGGAGGCAGAGCAGGCGGAGCAGCAGCAGUUCCGGCACCGCCUGCGCGUGAGGGUGGAGAGCAGCGAUGGCCGACGCGUGGCGCGGGAGAAUCUGGGGGUCACUGCUCGUGGAGGAGGAGGGGGCGGAAGGGGAGGAGGAGGGGGCGGAAGGGGAGGAGGAGGGGGCGGAAGGGGAGGAGGAGGGGGCGGAAGGGGAGGAGGAGGGGGCGGAAGGGGAGGAGGAGGGGGCGGAAGGGGAGGAGGAGGGGGCGGAAGGGGAGGAGGAGGGGGCGGAAGGGGAGGAGGAGGGGGCGGAAGGGGAGGAGGAGGGGGCGGAAGGGGAGGAGGAGGGGCGGAAGGGGAGGAGGAGGGGGCGGAAGGGGAGGAGGAGGGGGCGGAAGGGGAGGAGGAGGGGGCGGAAGGGGAGGAGGAGGGGGCGGAAGGGGAGGAGGAGGGGGCGGAAGGGGAGGAGGAGGGGGCGGAAGGGGAGGAGGAGGGGGCGGAAGGGGAGGAGGAGGGGGCGGAAGGGGAGGAGGAGGGGGCGGAAGGGGAGGAGGAGGGGGCGGAAGGGGAGGAGGAGGGGGCGGAAGGGGAGGAGGAGGGGGCGGAAGGGGAGGAGGAGGGGGCGGAAGGGGAGGAGGAGGGGGCGGAAGGGGAGGAGGAGGGGGCGGAAGGGGAGGAGGAGGGGGCGGAAGGGGAGGAGGAGGGGGCGGAAGGGGAGGAGGAGGGGGCGGAAGGGGAGGAGGAGGGGGCGGAAGGGGAGGAGGAGGGGGCGGAAGGGGAGGAGGAGGGGGCGGAAGGGGAGGAGGAGGGGGCGGAAGGGGAGGAGGAGGGGGCGGAAGGGGAGGAGGAGGGGGCGGAAGGGGAGGAGGAGGGGGCGGAAGGGGAGGAGGAGGGGGCGGAAGGGGAGGAGGAGGGGGCGGAAGGGGAGGAGGUGUGGUGUGGUGUGGAUUUCCAGCAGGGCUUUUCAGUUGUCGAGUACUGGCUCUUUCAGACCCUCUGGGUCCAGCUGUCAGCUUCAGGCUCCAUCGCUCGCUUCCCCACCCUUAAGAUGGAGAUACUAGCAGACGCUCACCCCUCAGCCGUUGCAGCGAAUCUCAAGAGCCAGUCAGAGGCUGCCAGCUCAGCUCCGCAAGGGCUGAUGGGUGACGAUGAGGGGGGGAGUGGAGAGGGGGCAGAGGAGCCCACCGUUUCUCACUCUCACUUUGGGCCCUGGAGAGACGAAGAGGAAGAGGGGGAAGAGGGGGAGGAGGGAGUUGACGGGGACAAAGGAGGGAAAAUGCAGAGGAGGGAGAAGCUGGGGAAGGGGUUUCAAGGAGUUGGAGAUAAAGAGAUCUUGACGCAAGGGUCAGUGUUUCCAGGAAAGAGGCUUGCGGAUGAGUAUUUUCCAGUAGAUGUGGAUUUUGAGGCGGAUGCUGCUGCCGCUGCCACUGCCGCUGCUGUGGCUGCCGCUGUGGUGGCCGGGGAGGGGGACGAGGAGGAGGAGGCUGAGGAGAGAGGGGCUGUAGGGAUCGGAAGGGGAGACGAGUGGGUGGGACAGAAGGGAGGAGUGAAGGGGGGACUGAGAGGGAAGAGUGGGAAGAAGGGUAUGGCAGGUGCAGGUGAGGAGGGAGAGGAGGUUGCUGGGAGUGCGGAUGGGGGGAGAGGAGUGAGUGGGCGGCGGGUGAUUGGGAGGCUUGCUGCGGCGGAAGCUAGCAGCGGCAGCAGCACUGCCGAUGAGGGCGGUAGCGGCAAGAACACAGCUACCACUGGUGGCGGCAGCGACAGGACUGCAGCCAGCAGUGGUGGUGCUGCUGCUGGUGGUGGUCAGCUGGAUGCGUUUCGUGGGCGGUGUGGAGUGCACGAUCUCAUGGAGGCCAUGCGAGCGCUGCACAUGGCAGGAGACUCUACCAGCAUGGUCUUCUCCCCAACCGAUGUUGCCUCCUCUCUCUCCCAAACACAGCCUCCUCAAGGCCCUACCUCAUCUUCCUCCUCCAAUCCUCUUCCUUUGCCGCCCGGCGUCUCCAUAAGUGCCACCCUGCCACUGUCGUUGGACGAGGAGGUGAAUACAGGUGGUAGCUCGACCAUGCGAAGGAAUCAGUUGCUGGUGAGCUUGCGUUGA